Molecule: messenger RNA, 2524 nt
Organism: Bolinopsis microptera
Lineage: Eukaryota; Metazoa; Ctenophora; Tentaculata; Lobata; Bolinopsidae
Product: actin-related protein 2/3 complex subunit 1A-A-like
Exons: 10
Coding region: 59-1177 (372 amino acids)
Biological process (GO): Arp2/3 complex-mediated actin nucleation
Cellular component (GO): actin cytoskeleton; Arp2/3 protein complex
Molecular function (GO): actin filament binding
Source: RefSeq, a predicted model, not a curated record
AAAUCUAUUACAUUUAUUGAGCUCACGUAGACUGACCAGAGUCCGGAGUUCUCCCAAAAUGCCAACUUCACAUCAACUGUUUUACGAACCGAUAAGUGGACAUGCUUUCAAUGGAGAUCUGAGUCAGAUAGUUGUCAGUAACUCGUCACCUCUUACUCAUGUUAUGAAGAAAGGUGCUGAUGGAAAGUACGCUGAAGGCCACGUACUUGACCAGCAUCUAGAGCGAGUAACUAGUGUUGACUGGGCCCCCAAAAGUAACCGAAUUGUAACUUGUGCUGGAGAUCGGAACGCUUAUGUCUGGAAUUUUCAGGAGGAAACAGGUACCUGGAUACCCUGCCUGGUGCUGUUGCGUAUAAACAGAGCAGCUACCACAGUACGCUGGUCCCCCGCUGAGGACAGAUUCGCUGUGGGGAGCGGUGCACGUCUUCUCUCUGUCUGCUACUUCGACCCUGAGAACAACUGGUGGGUUAGCAAGCACAUCAAGAAGCCAAUACGAUCUACAAUCCUCUCGGUGGACUGGCAUCCCAGUAACCACCUCAUAGCUGUGGGAUCAUGUGAUUUCAAGUGCCGAGUCUUCUCAGCUGCUCUUAAAGAAAUGACAGAUAAACCUCAAACAUCUCUGUGGAUGCCCAAGCUAAGCAAGUUCGGAACGCUCCUAGCUGAGUUCGACUCUAACAAUGGCUGGGUUCACGGUGUCAAGUUCUCCCCGUCCGGUAACCUGCUAGCUUGGGUCGCUCACGACUCCAGUGUUAACCUCGUUAACUCUGCUAAUCUGGAAAAGGUCCACACAGUGCUGACCUCCAACCUGCCCUACAUGUGUCUGCUGUGGCUGAGUGAGGCUUGCUUUGUGGCGGCUGGACACAACAUGGCUCCUGACCUUUACUACGGGUCUGAUGACGGCAUUGUAUUUGGCUCUAAGUUGGAUGUGAAGAAAGAGAAAGCUUCCACCGGCAAUAUGAGUGCUAUGGCUAGGUUCCAAAAACUUGACGUUCAGGGAUCAACUGAAACUGAAGGCACAACCCUUACCACCACCCACGCCAACUGCAUCACAGAGAUACGGUCCAUCGGUACUGCCAACAACAAGGUCACCAAGUUCUCAACAUCUGGUAAAGACGGACAAGUUGUUGUCUGGGAGGUGGAUUCCAUCUGUUCGGCUAUCGCCGGUCUCAAGAUCUGAGGAGUUCGUGAAAUGGUUUUUGUGUUUUUGGCUCUAACUUAGGAUAGGAUAUGUUUAUUGAAAAUUUAUGAAUAUCUUUCUUUGUAUUUCGUUUAAUUGUAGAGAAGUAAAAAAACUAGAGUUUAUCUUAGACGAUUGAUUUAUAAUUUAUAUUUAUUUCAGAGAUUAUAUCUUUGAAGUUUUCUUAAUAUGUAAUUGAGCCAUUAUAUUUCACUGUUUUAUCUGACAAUGAUUGUUAUAUUUAGACUCAUUAAGAUUCUUUGUUUAAUGACGGUAACAGCUGGUUACAUAAUGUUUAUAUUUCAAAACUGUAUGGAGACGCCAAAACGGGACAUUUUUGUCACAUCACCAAUGCGACUAGCAGUAUUUUGUGUUUCGACAUUCCCAGAUAGGCACUUUGUUGGUCAAAAACGCGCGCAAUACUGGCGCGGUUUUGUUCAGAAACCACGUGCGUUUCAGAAAUGUCCCGUUUGCCCACCUUUUUAUUUGACUUCUUCUAACAAUUAUGUAAUCUCUAGGUAUGAUGAAUGAUAUGGUUACGAGAUAAUUGGCGGCAAAAGCAUGCCCAGCAAGAAAAAGUACAAUGCGCGCUUUGCUCCCGCCAGGAUUAAGAAGAUAAUGCAGUCUGACGAAGAAGUUGGGAAAGUUUCAGCAGCCGUGCCAGUUAUCAUUUCGAAAGCGCUAGAGAUGUUUCUAGAAUCAUUCCUCGAAAACGCCGACAAGCUCACGAAAGAGCGUUGCGCCAAAACUUUAACCCCUCAGCAUCUUAAACAAAUCAUUCAGACAGACAAUAAAUACGAUUUCCUGAAGGAUCUUGUAUCAGCCAUACCCGAUCUGGGUCCAGAGGAGGACGAGGAUGAAGUUAAAGAACCCGCCGUCAGAAAAAGGCGUAAACCAUCAACAGUCCCGGAAAGUAACGGCCAAGCCGCCCAACCCGAAUUACCAUCUUCACAUAGAGGCAGUGCAUUUUCUCAAGUCGUAAGGUCUGUAUCAGUGUCACAGGACGCACCUAGCUCAUCUCAAACUGUAUCAGGGCCUCAAAUAGUGCCUCCCCAGGGUCCUAACGUGCCCGACUUGUUUCCAAACAUGCCCAGUUAACGUACGCUUGUUCUGCUCUUUGUGUCUGAUUCCUAAGUGCCGACUCAUCCAACUAAAUGUGUUAAGAAAUCGUUGACUGUUAGUUCUAUUAUUAUGUGAGGGUAUAAUGGGUCAAUAUAUUCGACUAUAACCUUCAAAAUUUCUUGCUGGAAGUUUGUUUUGUUCAAAUUUUAUUUCUUUUUUUUUCGUUUUCAGUAUUUAUAUAUUGUCGAUAGAUAAUGAAUGUUUUUAUUAGAACCCCUUGCAAAA